GGGCACCACCCUGGUUCAAACCUUCGCCGCCGGCCGGUGUUAGUUGGAUAGCCGGCUCUCUGGGAGGUGGCUGUAUAUUCUUACUACUCUUCUCAACUACUUCUCCCUUGUCGAUAACUGAGCUGCCGCUGUUUGCACUGCCUAGGUGCCUUGUAUUCAGGCCUCCUACCAAAGAAGAACCAUGGCACAAAAAGAUGCAGACAAAUAUCUGUAUGUUGACCGCAACUACGUCAACAACCCUUUGGCUCAAGCUGACUGGGCGGCCAAAAAGCUGGUGUGGGUACCUUCAGAAAAGAAUGGAUUUGAAGCUGCCAGCAUUAAAGAGGAGGUCGGGGAUGAAGCCAUUGUUGAAUUGGCAGAGAAUGGCAAGAAGGCAAAAGUCAAUAAAGAUGACAUCCAGAAAAUGAAUCCGCCCAAGUUUUCUAAAGUUGAAGAUAUGUCAGAACUUGCUUGCUUAAAUGAGGCCUCAGUUUUGCACAAUUUGAAGGAACGCUACUACUCUGGAUUAAUCUAUACUUACUCAGGUCUGUUCUGUGUGGUCAUAAAUCCAUACAAAAACCUGCCAAUUUACUCAGAAGAAAUUGUUGAAAUGUACAAAGGCAAGAAGAGACAUGAAAUGCCCCCACAUAUUUAUGCUAUUACAGAUACAGCCUACCGAAGUAUGAUGCAAGAUAGAGAAGAUCAGUCUAUCCUUUGCACAGGAGAGUCUGGAGCUGGUAAAACAGAAAACACAAAAAAAGUAAUCCAGUAUUUGGCUUAUGUUGCAACAUCACACAAAUCUAAAAAGGACCAGGGUGAGCUGGAGCGUCAGUUGUUGCAAGCCAACCCUAUUCUUGAAGCCUUUGGUAAUGCAAAAACUGUAAAGAAUGACAACUCUUCCCGAUUUGGCAAAUUCAUCCGAAUAAAUUUUGAUGUGAAUGGUUAUAUUGUCGGAGCAAACAUUGAAACCUACUUGCUGGAAAAGUCUCGAGCCAUUCGUCAGGCCAAAGAUGAAAGGACUUUCCACAUAUUUUACUACCUGUUGUCAGGAGCUGGAGAACACUUACAAUCUGACCUGCUGUUGGAGGCCUACAACAAAUACCGCUUCCUCUCAAAUGGUCAUGUAACCAUCCCAGGCCAGCUAGAUAAAGAUCUGUUUCAGGAGACCAUGGAAGCAAUGAAGAUUAUGGGGUUCAGUGAUGAGGAGCAGAUUGGUUUGUUGCGGGUUAUUUCUGUAGUCUUACAAUUAGGAAAUAUUGCAUUCAAAAAGGAACGCAACACUGAUCAGGCUUCAAUGCCUGACAAUACAGCUGCCCAGAAAGUUUGCCACCUUAUGGGAAUAAACGUGAAUGACUUCACCAGAGGCAUCCUUUUGCCCAGAAUCAAAGUUGGAAGAGACUAUGUUCAAAAGGCACAGACCAAAGAACAGGCUGACUUUGCAAUUGAAGCCUUGGCAAAAGCCACUUAUGAACGUAUGUUCCGUUGGCUUGUAAUGAGAGUGAACAAAGCCCUAGACAAAACCAAGAGACAGGGCGCAUCAUUCAUUGGCAUUCUUGAUAUUGCUGGCUUUGAGAUAUUUGAGCUAAAUUCAUUUGAGCAACUCUGCAUCAAUUACACCAAUGAGAAACUUCAGCAACUCUUCAACCACACAAUGUUCAUCCUGGAGCAGGAAGAAUAUCAACGUGAGGGCAUUGAAUGGAACUUUAUUGACUUUGGCCUUGAUCUUCAGCCUUGCAUUGACUUGAUAGAAAAGCCUGCUGGUCCACCAGGUAUUUUGGCACUCUUGGAUGAGGAAUGCUGGUUCCCAAAAGCUACAGAUAAAAGCUUUGUGGAGAAAGUUGUGCAAGAACAAGGAACUCAUUCUAAGUUCCAGAAACCAAAGCAGCUGAAAGACAAAGCAGACUUCAGCAUUAUGCAUUAUGCUGGCAGGGUGGAUUACAAGGCUGAUGAAUGGCUAAUGAAAAAUAUGGAUCCUCUUAACGAUAACAUUGCCACUCUUCUGAACCAGUCCUCUGAUAAAUUUGUGUGUGAGCUUUGGAAAGAUGUGGAUCGCAUUGUUGGCUUGGAUCAAGUAGCUGGCAUGGGAGAUACAGCUCUCCCUGGAGCCUUCAAGACCAGAAAAGGAAUGUUCCGUACUGUUGGACAGUUUUACAAGGAACAACUUUCCAAGCUGAUGGCCACUCUUAGAAACACCAAUCCAAACUUUGUUCGCUGCAUCAUUCCUAAUCAUGAGAAAAAGUCUGGAAAACUUGAUGCCCACUUAGUACUGGAUCAGCUACGCUGCAACGGUGUAUUGGAAGGAAUCAGAAUCUGCAGACAAGGCUUUCCAAAUAGAGUUGUCUUUCAAGAGUUCAGGCAAAGGUAUGAAAUCCUUACACCAAAUGCUAUUCCAAAAGGCUUCAUGGAUGGGAAACAGGCUUGUGUUUUAAUGAUCAAGGCCCUGGAACUAGACUCCAACUUGUACCGGAUUGGUCAGAGCAAGGUGUUCUUCCGAGCUGGUGUUCUUGCUCACUUGGAGGAAGAAAGGGACCUGAAGAUUACAGAUGUGAUUAUUAGCUUCCAGGCCUGCUGUAGAGGCUACCUUGCCAGAAAGGCUUUUUCAAAGAGACAACAGCAGCUGACGGCUAUGAAGGUCAUACAGCGAAACUGUGCAGCCUACCUGAAACUAAGGAACUGGCAGUGGUGGAGGCUUUUUACAAAGGUUAAGCCACUUUUACAAGCAAACCGAUUUGAUGAAGAGUUGCUAGCUAAAGAAGUUGAACUACAGAAAGUCAAAGAGCUUCAUGUUUCUUCUGAACAGAAAAUGUCAGAAAUGGAGAAUAUACAAAUGACGCUUCAACAAGAGAAAAUGCAGCUGCAGGAGCAGUUGCAGGCUGAAAUAGAACUCUGUGCAGAGGCAGAGGAAAUGCGAGCCCGCCUAGCUACCAAGAAACAAGAGUUAGAGGAGAUCCUGCAUGAUCUUGAGUCCCGGGUUGAAGAAGAAGAGGAAAGGUGCCAGAUCCUGCAAACUGAGAAAAAGAAAAUGCACCAAAACAUUGCAGAACUGGAAGAGCAAUUGGAAGAAGAAGAAGCUGCUAGACAGAAGCUUCAGUUAGAAAAAGUUACUGUUGAGGCAAAGAUGAAAAAGUUGGAAGAGGAUGUUCUUGUACUGGAAGAUCAGACCAGCAAGCUUAUCAAGGAGAAAAAACUCUACGAAGACCGUAUUGCAGAGUUUACCACAAAUCUUGCUGAAGAAGAGGAAAAAUCAAAGAGCCUUGCAAAACUUAAAAAUAAGCAUGAAACUAUGAUCUCCGACUUGGAAGAGCGACUAAGACGUGAGGAGAAGCAACGCCAAGAACUUGAGAAAACAAGACGAAAGUUGGAGGGAGACUCAACAGAUUUACAUGAUCAGAUAGCAGAGCUACAGGCACAGAUAGCCGAACUCAAAAUGCAACUCGCCAAAAAGGAGGAAGAACUGCAAGCAGCAUUAGCAAGAGUUGAGGAGGAGUCUACUCAGAAGAAUAUGGCCUUAAAAAAGAUCAGAGAGUUGGAAUCACAGAUUGGUGAACUUCAGGAAGACUUGGAGUCUGAAAGAGCCGCACGCAAUAAGGCAGAGAAACAAAAACGGGACUUGGGUGAAGAACUAGAGGCUCUGAAGACAGAGCUAGAGGAUACUUUGGAUUCCACAGCCACACAGCAGGAACUGCGAACAAAGCGAGAACAGGAAGUGACCCAUCUCAAAAAGACCUUGGAAGAUGAAGCACGAACACAUGAAGCUCAGAUACAAGAAAUAAGGCAGAAACACUCACAGGCUGUAGAAGAGCUUUCUGAGCAGCUUGAGCAGACCAAAAGGUUGAAAGGCAAUUUGGAGAAGGCAAAACAGGCACUUGAGGGUGAGCGGAAUGAGUUGGCCAAUGAAGUGAAGAAUCUUAUGCAGUUUAAAGGAGACUCUGAACACAAAAGAAAGAAAGUAGAAGUUCAGCUUCAAGAGCUGCAAGUGAAAGUCACAGAAGGAGACAGAGUACGGUCUGAGCUCUUCGAGAAGGCCAACAGAUUACAGGUGGAACUGGAAAAUGUAAACAGUCUUCUUUCACAAGCUGACAGCAAGUCCAUCAAACUCGGAAAAGAUUUUUCUACAAUUGAGUCUCAGCUUCAGGAUACUCAGGAACUCUUGCAAGAAGAAACAAGGCAAAAACUGUCAUUCAGUACAAAACUGAAGCAGGUGGAAGAUGAGAAGAAUGGCCUCUUGGAACAGCUUGAGGAGGAGGAAGAAGCUAAGAAAAAUUUAUCUAAACAGAUUUCCACACUGCAGUCACAGAUGGCGGAUACGAAGAAAAAAAUGGAUGAGAAUGUUGGUUUGCUGGAAACUGUAGAGGAACUAAAGAAAAAGCUACAAAAGGACCUGGAAGCUGCAAAUCAGCACUUUGAGGAGAAAGCAGCAGCCUAUGAUAAACUGGAGAAGACCAAGACUCGCCUGCAGCAAGAGCUGGAUGAUAUUGCUGUUGAUCUAGAUCACCAGAGACAAAUUGUUUCCAACCUUGAAAAGAAGCAAAAGAAAUUCGAUCAGCUAUUGGGAGAAGAAAAGGCAAUUUCUGUUAAAUAUGCUGAUGAGCGUGACAGGUCUGAGGCAGAGGCUCGUGAAAAGGAGACAAAAGCACUGGCCCUUGCCCGCUCUCUGGAGGAAGCUCUGGAAGCAAAGGCUGAAUUGGAGAGACUCAACAAGCAGCUACGCACAGAGAUGGAAGACUUGGUCAGCUCAAAGGAUGACGUUGGCAAGAGUGUGCAUGAGCUAGAGAAGUCCAAGCGAGCUCUGGAACAGCAGGUAGAGGAGAUGAAGACCCAGCUGGAGGAGCUUGAGGAUGAACUACAAGCAACAGAGGAUGCCAAGCUUCGACUGGAAGUAAACUUACAAGCCAUGAAAGCACAAUUUGAGCGUGACCUCCAGGGACGAGAUGAACAGAGUGAGGAUAAGAAGAAGCAGCUGUUUAGACAGGUAAAGGAAAUGGAAACAGAGCUUGAAGAUGAGCGGAAACAGCGUUCCCUGGCUGUGGCCGCUCGAAAGAAGCUAGAGAUGGACUUAAAGGACUUAGAAGGGCAAAUUGACUCUGCAAACAAGAACCGUGAAGAAGCAAUCAAGCAGCUGCGCAAACUGCAGGCUCAGAUAAAGGAUUACCAGAGGGAGAUGGAGGAAACUCGAGCAUCAAGGGAUGAAAUCUUGAGCCAGUCCAAGGAGUCUGAAAAGAAACUAAAGAGCAUGGAGGCUGAAAUGAUCCACUUGCAGGAGGAACUUGCUGCUUCUGAACGUGGUAAACGACAAGCCCAGCAAGAAAGGGAUGAACUGGCAGAUGAGAUUGCCAAUAGCAGUGGUAAAGGGGCUUUGGCUCUUGAAGAGAAGCGCCGUCUGGAAUCUCGCAUUUCCCAGCUGGAGGAGGAGCUAGAAGAAGAGCAAGGAAACACCGAACUGGUGAAUGACAGACUCAAGAAAGCUACUCUCCAGAUUGACCAGAUGAAUGCUGACUUGAAUGCAGAGCGUAGCAAUGCUCAGAAGAAUGAAAAUGCCCGCCAGCAAAUGGAUCGUCAGAACAAAGAACUGAAGACCAAACUUCAAGAGAUGGAAGGGACAAUUAAGUCCAAAUUCAAAGCAAACAUUACUGCUCUUGAAGCAAAGAUCGCUCAGCUUGAGGAACAGCUUGAUUCAGAAACAAAAGAGCGUCAGAAUGCUAGUAAACAAGUGCGGCGUACAGAGAAAAAACUAAAAGAUGUAAUGAUUCAGGUGGAAGACGAGAGGCGUAAUUCUGAACAGUACAAAGAUCAGGCUGAAAAGAACAAUGUAAGGAUGAAGCAGCUCAAGAGGCAGGUUGAGGAGGCAGAGGAAGAGGCCCAGCGUGCUAAUGCUAUGCGCCGUAAACUGCAGAGGGAGCUUGAAGAUGCCACAGAAACUGCAGAGGCCAUGAACCGUGAAGUAAACACCUUAAAGACCAAGCUUCGGCGCGGUGGUGACGUUGCUUUUGUGACAAGACGAGUUGGAAGGAAGGGUGUUGAUGAAGCCUCUGAUGAAGACCUAGAUGGCAAAGCAGAUGCUGGAGAUAGUAAAUCUGUUGACUAAGAUGCAUCAACCAUACCACUUGCCCAUUUGUCUUAGAGUGAUCCUGUUGAACUGCAGAACUUUUGAUCUUCCAGACUUAACAAGGGGAGAAAAUUGUUUUAUUGCCUCUAUAUUAUGGUCUUCCUCUUGUAAAGCACCAAAGCCAUCACAUGCUGAGAUGCAAUCUUAACUAGAAUGUGGGCUAUUUAUGGUUGCCAUGAAUCUUAAUAUUUUGUGCACUUUCUAUCGUGGCAGCCAGAGCUGAUUUGGUGCAGUCACAACAGUUUAAAAAUUCUUGCAUGCGUUUCUAGAUCCUCAAGCAAAAUGAAACAUGAGCGCUCACUGAUGACUGUGGAUCAGUUCCUCUUAAUACAUAAUUUUGAGUUUUGUCUAUUUUUAUUGCUGCCUCUUCUGCCGACAGGUUAGAUUAAACUACUCUGUGGUUUCUUCAGAAUUUGGCCACUGAUCCUUCCCUUGGCUCAGGGUAACUCUGUAACAGAAACCAUUGUCCAUUAUGGGCUCAUAAGGACCAAAAUGUUAAUCGGCCAUUGCAAGUAUCCGUUUACCUAUGUCUGAGGGUAAAUAAAUCUAUUAUUAUGGAGAUCUAGCUGUAAUGCACCACUUGUAUGAGCUGGUAUUCUGCACACACCUUACUGCUAAUGGUCAAGCUGUUUGUUUUCUGGAAUAAAAUGCUAUAAUAUUUUUUUAUACAUUUUUGUAUCACUGCCUGGAGUAGCUUUCCAGAUGAACGUUAGAUGCUUACAUGGAGAACAGAUUCAGACCACUGCAACCAAAGAGGAACAGAUGUAUUACGUUUAUAUAAAAUGUGUGAGAAUUUCAUUCUCCUUUUGUCUAGUCUCAAAGUGCCUUUAUGCGGCAGCCUUGUUGCCUCCACUGAAUCAAGUUAGCAGAUAAACCAGGGCUUCCUUGCUGUUGCUUAACAUAAUAAAAUCAGACAGUGCUGCAA
Xenopus laevis (African clawed frog) is the source of this 7010-nucleotide messenger RNA. RefSeq names its product myosin, heavy chain 9, non-muscle S homeolog (gene myh9.S). Gene Ontology annotation, molecular function: actin filament binding; cytoskeletal motor activity; ATP binding. The transcript has 41 exons. The record is from RefSeq and is a predicted model, not a curated record. Gene Ontology annotation, cellular component: cell cortex; myosin complex; cortical granule. The coding region runs from base 182 to 6064 and encodes 1960 amino acids. NCBI's taxonomy places the organism in Eukaryota, Metazoa, Chordata, Amphibia, Anura, Pipidae.